This is a messenger RNA of Pochonia chlamydosporia 170, 2007 nucleotides long. Its product is annotated as pH signal transduction protein PalI. The record is from RefSeq and is a predicted model, not a curated record. Gene Ontology annotation, cellular component: cell division site; growing cell tip; plasma membrane. NCBI's taxonomy places the organism in Eukaryota, Fungi, Ascomycota, Sordariomycetes, Hypocreales, Clavicipitaceae. The coding region runs from base 1 to 2007 and encodes 668 amino acids. The transcript is spliced from 3 exons.
AUGAUUCGACCAGCGACGCCGUUGUCGGUGCUGCUGUUUGCGGCUUUCGUUUUACUCCUCUUAUCAGUCAUUUCUAUCCCCGUCACCAAGUUUGUUCCCUUGGGAGCAUUUAAAAACGUCAAAUAUGGCGUCUUUGGCUACUGUGAGGGUGACAAAUGCACCAAGAUUGCCAUAGGGUACCCGCAAGGUGGAGUUUUGACAGACGACACUCAAAAAUUCGACUUGCCCAGCUCAGUUCGACAUACAUUGUCGGCUAUUCUGGUCAUUCACCCGGUGGCGGCACUCCUGACCCUCGUCAUGUUCUGUCUGGCUGUCGCUGCUCAUAUGCACAGUUCGUCACAUUCAUCGAGAUAUCUCCUUGUCCUCUUCAUCUUCAUCCUCAUUACCUUUGUGGUCUCCCUCGUCGCCUUUGUGAUUGAUGUGCUACUCUUCAUCCCUCACAUGGCUUGGGGAACCUACAUGGUCUUGGCUGCAACCAUAAUCCUUGCCAUCUGCGCUGUUGUAUCUUGUGCUAUGCGACGGACCAUUGUUGGUAGGAAAGCCCGACAGAAGCGCAUCGCAGAAAAUGCAGAGAUGAGCGGCGAAAAUUACUACAAUAGAGAAGGCCAGAUCAAGCCUGCUCCCGUCAUUGGAAGCCAGCCUACUGUUCCCAUGGUGAGUGGAGGAAGUGCUGGAGGCGAUUCCCUCCCGACGUUUGCAACCUUUGAAAGCCAGCGAAAGGACGACCAAGUUAGCGACGAGAGGAUUCCCCUGACUCAACGAAGUCCCGUUGAGAGAUCACCCAAUACCAUGCACAACGAGAUGGCAAACAUGGGGGAUGCCGCGAGUUUGGCAAAUUCAAGACGAUCGCCAUCACAUGACCGUUAUGGAAACCCCAUCAAUGGACCAGAUGUCUACGGCCGCGGACGGGGUGGAGGUUACCGAGGGGGGCGUGGUGGUCCUUAUGGCCGUGGAGGAUUCGAUGCCUACGGCGUAGCAGGUCGAGGCCGGGGCGGAGGAAGAGGAGGCUAUGGCCCUGCGCCUGGUAGAGGGGGACCUCGUGGGCGAGGUGGUUAUGGUCCUCCACCCCGUGGAGCAUACGGGCCAGGAGGAGGACGCGGGCCGCCGCCUACUGGAGGCUACGCUAAUAUGCCCCCGGGUCAAUAUGAUCGGAAGGCUUCUGGUGAUGAGUAUGUUAUGCCGUAUGGACAGUCUCAACCAUCGCAAACGUCGUUGGACCGCGGAUGGAACGGCAGCAACCACGGCUCGGCGGUGGAUAACCAGGAUCUUCCUCGAGCUGAGUCUCCUCCGCCUUUGCCAGGACAAGUCGCAGGCGCAGGCGGUAUGCGAGCCAUUGAAAUGGAUGCGACUCCACUUGAUCCGCCAUCUACAAAUGCUUACGGUCACCAUAACCAACUUCGAGACAGUGAUGCGGAUGUUGCUGGAAUGGUUGGCUUGCAGCAAGGACGCCCCAUGCCUGGAGGAGCUCGUGAAACCGUCAUGAGUGACGGAAGCAGAUACAGCACGGACGAACCACAACAAUAUGUUCCACCACGGGCCGCCUGGAACCAAAACGGGGGUAGAAACUCACCACGCGCAGCGUCACCGGCUGGCCAAAACAUGCUCCCCACUAGAUCAGGAUCACGAGGUGACUAUUACGAAGAUACUAAUCCCCGAUUCGAUACAACGCCUCCAUCUGGACUGGCUCCAGGCCACGCACCUACACACAUCGAACCUGUGUACGAGGAUACCCACGCCACUGGCGGUAGGGCACGAAGUCCCGCGGAAUCUGACCGAUCCAACUUUACUUCUAUUUCGCAACGAGGAGUAAACCCUCGAUGGGAACCACAGCCGCCUAUGCCCAACCAAGGACCCCCGACCCGCCGACCUGUACCGAAGCAGCAGCGUCAAGAUGUGCUCUUGAACAACAACCCCGACUUCCAGCUACCUGGCUCACGUGUCCCAGGGCCGAACCGAACCGGACCAGGAAUGAUUCCAGGAAGUGCGUAUCCGACUGGCGCCAUUUAA